AUGGGAGGCAGAAGGUCCAGAUCAGGCAGAGCUGCGGCGAAGCGCGCCUCUGCCGCCCUUCAAAGCACCCCCAGAGCAUUCGAAGGCAUCGACGACGACGAGCCUGUCGCCGAGGCUGUCGAAUCCGAGCCCGAGGUCGAUGCGCCCCCCGAAGACGAUGAGGAGGAGGAGGAGGAGGAGGAUGACGACCAAAAGGCGGAUGAGUCCGGCGAAGAGGACGCCGGUGACGACGAUGGCGAGGAGGAGCCGGCCAACGACGACGGGGACGACUCAGAGCCAUCGGCCAAGGAGCCCACGCCUCCGACCGAACCAGUCGUUCGCCGCAAGCGACUCGGAAGACCACCAAAGAACAAGCCCCCUGGCUGGGACAACAUGAUCACCGUGCCCGCCUCCGAAGCCGACACACCCCGCCGGAGAGGCCGCGGUGGCUGGCGUGGAAGGGGCGGUCGCAGACCACAGCCUGGCCAGGCUCCCCCGAAGCUGAGGCAGGUCAUCGACAAGGAGGGCACGGAGGUCGAUAUUGUCGACGACGAGUGCGUGCUGCCCGAAGACUCGGAGGGCGAGACGAAGGUGGACAAGCUGGGCAACCUGCUUGGUGGUCGUCAAUACCGUUGUCGAACGUUCACCGUCAAGGACCGCGGUGAGAGGCAGUAUAUGUUGUCCACGGAGCCCGCGCGUUGUGUCGGUUUCAGGGACAGUUACCUCUUCUUCAACAAGCACCCUAAGCUGUACAAAAUCAUUGUCAGCGACGAGGAGAAGAUGGACAUGAUUGAGCGCAACAUCAUGCCGCAUUCAUACAAGGGUCGUGCCAUCGGAAUCGUCACGGCUCGGUCGGUGUUCAAGGAAUUCGGCGCGCGCAUCAUCGUCGGUGGACGGAACAUUAUUGACGACUACCGUGUUGCGGACCAGCGCGCGGCGGGUGUCGUCGAAGGAGAGAUUGCGGACCCCAGCGACGUGUUUGAUCCCUCUCAGGACUACAACACGAAUCAGUACGUUGCGUGGUUCGGUGCGAGUGCGGUGUACCAUACGAAUCAGACGCCAGCUGCCGCGGAUCCUCUUGCGGGUUUGACAGAAGUGAAGAAGAAGCGGGUCAACGUGAACGACACUAACUGGCAGUUGGAGCACGCCCGUGCCGCUAGCGAGUUCAACUCCCGCCUCAAUGCAAUCCGCAAUCUCAACCUCCAGAAGGGAGCCUACGAUAUCCACACCAACCUCAUGCAACAACCCGUCAACACGCAGCCCACUCGCGCAAGAGUCGAGGUCGUCAACCCAGACGACGCCGCCGAUCCAAAGUCCGCCUUCGCUGCCGUCUCACCUGCUGUACAGCGCAAUUUCAACGUCGUUGACAUCGUGUACGAGACGCCUCGCGCAGGCGUCCAGUCUGCUGGCAAGCGUCCCGACAACGUCCCCGAUUUCCUCAAGCCCUUCAACGGCAUACUCGCUAUCGGCGACGACCUCAAGGCCCUCUUGCCUCCCGAAUGCCGCGAGUCGCUGGAGCGCCACCAGGCCGAGCAGCGGGAGUUUGAGACCCGCUUCGGCGACGAGAAGGACACCAUGGCGCGGGGCGGACUGCUCAUCGACAAAGCCAUCGUGCCGCAGGGCAAGCAUUCCUAG
This is a messenger RNA of Colletotrichum chrysophilum, 1614 nucleotides long. RefSeq lists its product as uncharacterized. NCBI's taxonomy places the organism in Eukaryota, Fungi, Ascomycota, Sordariomycetes, Glomerellales, Glomerellaceae. The record is from RefSeq and is a predicted model, not a curated record. Gene Ontology annotation, molecular function: chromatin DNA binding. The transcript is spliced from 3 exons. The coding region runs from base 1 to 1614 and encodes 537 amino acids. Gene Ontology annotation, cellular component: nucleus.